UCCAACUUGGCAACUUUCUAAAACUUUGAAUAAUACAUUAUUUUAAUAACCUUUUCCUUUGGAAUUGUUUUUCCUUAUAAAUACAUGUGCCCCACUCUUCCCUUCCCUAAGUUGUAUACUACUACUUCAUUUGGUGACUUUGUCUACAUCCAUCUUCUUCCUUCUUCAAAACCCAUAUCCGCAUUUCUAGAUCUGUCUCUGAAACUACUACACCAUCAUCAUCAAUCCAUCACCAUGGUUCUCUCAAAGACUGCUUCGGAGUCGGAUGUCUCCGUCCACUCAACCUUCGCUUCUCGAUAUGUUCGAACUUCUCUCCCCAGAUUCAAAAUGGCGGAAAACUCGAUCCCCAAGGAGGCAGCGUACCAGAUCAUAAACGACGAGCUUAUGUUGGACGGCAACCCGAGGUUGAAUCUGGCGUCGUUCGUGACCACAUGGAUGGAGCCUGAGUGCGAUAAACUGAUGAUGGCCUCCAUCAACAAGAACUACGUGGACAUGGAUGAAUACCCUGUCACCACUGAGCUCCAGAAUCGGUGCGUAAAUAUCAUAGCUCAUCUAUUCAAUGCCCCAUUGGAGGAGUCAGAGUCAGCAGUUGGAGUGGGAACGGUGGGCUCUUCUGAGGCCAUCAUGUUGGCCGGCUUAGCUUUCAAGAGAAAGUGGCAGAACAAGAGGAGAGCUGAGGGCAAGCCCAUUGACAACCCCAACAUUGUCACCGGAGCCAAUGUCCAGGUGUGCUGGGAGAAAUUUGCAAGGUACUUUGAGGUGGAGUUGAAGGAGGUGAAGUUGAAGGAAGGAUACUAUGUAAUGGACCCUGAGAAAGCAGUGGAGAUGGUUGAUGAGAACACCAUCUGCGUCGCUGCUAUCCUCGGCUCCACUCUCAAUGGAGAAUUCGAAGAUGUUAAGCGCGUGAAUGAUCUCUUGGUAGAGAAGAACAAGGAAACUGGAUGGGAUACUCCAAUCCAUGUAGACGCAGCAAGUGGUGGGUUUAUUGCACCAUUUUUGUACCCAGAACUUGAGUGGGACUUCCGUUUGCCCUUAGUGAAGAGCAUCAAUGUUAGUGGACACAAGUACGGACUUGUGUAUGCAGGAAUUGGGUGGGUCAUCUGGAGGAACAAAGAGGACUUGCCUGAGGAACUCAUCUUCCAUAUCAACUAUCUUGGAGCAGAUCAACCUACCUUCACCCUCAACUUCUCUAAAGGUUCCAGCCAAGUUAUUGCUCAAUAUUAUCAACUGAUUCGCUUGGGUUUUGAGGGAUACAGGAAUGUCAUGGAAAAUUGUCGCGAAAACAUGAUAGUACUAAAAGAAGGAUUGGAGAAGACAAAGCGCUUCAACAUAGUCUCUAAAGAUGAAGGGGUACCAUUGGUGGCAUUUUCUUUGAGGGACAACCACCGCCACGACGAGUUCGAAAUCUCUGACUUGCUCCGCCGCUUUGGAUGGAUUGUCCCUGCCUACACCAUGCCCCCAGAUGCGCAACAUGUCACAGUUUUGCGUGUCGUGAUUAGAGAAGACUUCUCUCGCACUUUGGCGGAGCGCCUAGUGAAUGAUAUCCAGAAAGUGUUGCAUGAACUAGACACACUUCCAUCUAAGCUUAGCUCCAAUGUGAAGGCUGCCGACGGAGAGGAUGGGAAACCUGCAGAGACGAGGGCACUAGAGAGUAAGAAGAGUGAUUUGGAAAAGACAAGGGAGAUCACAACCAUUUGGAGGAAGUUUGUUACGGCCAGGAAGCAGAAGAUGAAUGUUGUUUGUUAGAAAGUGUCUGGUUUUUGCUACUCUAAUUAAUUAUUAACUUUGCUAAAAUUGAGUGUGUAAUUGUCAUUUUCGAUUAUUAACUUUGCUAAAAUUGAGUGUGUACUUGUAUGUGCUUUCAAUUGGAGUGGGAGUGAGCGUCCUUUUUGUAUCGCGUGUGGCAAUUUCUUUUGCUCAAAUUUGAUGCCUAAUGAGUAGUUUUACCCCCUUU
Prunus avium (sweet cherry) is the source of this 1954-nucleotide messenger RNA. Its product is annotated as glutamate decarboxylase 1-like. The record is from RefSeq and is a predicted model, not a curated record. Gene Ontology annotation, cellular component: cytosol. Gene Ontology annotation, biological process: L-glutamate catabolic process. Lineage: Eukaryota; Viridiplantae; Streptophyta; Magnoliopsida; Rosales; Rosaceae. Gene Ontology annotation, molecular function: pyridoxal phosphate binding; glutamate decarboxylase activity.